AAAAGAAAAAGAAAAAGAAAAUCGGACACACCUCAUCCUCCUCCCGAGCUCACAAAAACCUCAAACCCCAACCAUCUCCACAGAAAGCGAAGAGGAGGAAGAAGAAGAGAAAAAUAAUGGAGCUCUUCGUCUCCACCGUUGCCUCCACGCGCGCCACCGCUCCCUUAUCCUUCGCCUCCUUCCACCACCGCCGCCGCGCGGCCCCUUCCGCCGUCGCCGUCCGCCACAGCGGCGGCCGCCGCCGCCUCCUCCAGGCUCGAGGGUGGCGGUGCGCGAGCGCGGCCGUGCCGGACCCGGUGCCCUCCGAGGAGCCCUCGUCCGCGUCCACCGUCGUCGUCGUCACGGAGGACAAGCCCGAUCCGCUGGCGGAGGAGAAGAGUGGGGACGUUGCGGCCGUCUCUAACGGCGGACCUCUGGAGACCGCGGCACCGGCGCCGGCGUCGUCGGAGACAGCCGAGGAAGAUGGUGGCUUGGACGACAUACUGAGCAAGCUGGACAUCCAAGUGACACCCACUUAUGUCCUCUACGGAUCUGGUGCUUUCAUUGUUUUAUUGGUUCUAUCUUCGGUUGUUUCUGCAAUUGAUUCCAUUCCCCUGGUUCCAAAAGUUCUGGAACUCAUAGGAACUGGUUACUCAAUUUGGUUCACUUCACGGUACCUCCUUUUCAAGGAAAGCAGAGACGACCUGUUUGCGAAAUUCAAUGAUCUCAAGGAAAGGAUAAUUUGAGUUCACAGUGAAUGAUCCUUUGGCGUAUGUUGGGCUUGACAGCCAACUUAUUAGUAGGUCCUCUUUUUAUAACUAUUAAAAGGAAAAAAAAAAGGUUGUGUAUGUAAGCGAUGUUUCUUUUGCUUCAAAUAUGAUCAGACAACCAUAGUUUUGUUUGCUAGAGUGCUUGCUCAAAUCUUUCUGUUUUUUUCUACUUGAUCCAAUCUUCCAAUGUAUAUAAUCCAUACUAAAAGCUCCAGAUGUGAAGCUUCGUACCUUGGGAACAUGAUAUCAAAUGGCUUGACCUUCA
Messenger RNA from Oryza brachyantha (malo sina), 1014 nucleotides. RefSeq names its product protein CURVATURE THYLAKOID 1D, chloroplastic-like. Gene Ontology annotation, cellular component: chloroplast thylakoid membrane; thylakoid. NCBI's taxonomy places the organism in Eukaryota, Viridiplantae, Streptophyta, Magnoliopsida, Poales, Poaceae. The record is from RefSeq and is a predicted model, not a curated record. The transcript is spliced from 5 exons. Bases 117 to 725 code for a protein of 202 amino acids.